Messenger RNA from Exophiala aquamarina CBS 119918, 870 nucleotides. RefSeq lists its product as uncharacterized. The annotation marks the transcript as partial. NCBI's taxonomy places the organism in Eukaryota, Fungi, Ascomycota, Eurotiomycetes, Chaetothyriales, Herpotrichiellaceae. The record is from RefSeq and is a predicted model, not a curated record. The transcript is spliced from 2 exons.
CGGCGAGGGCAGCACGACGGCCACGGUCCCCAUAAGGAAUACUUCCAAACCCCGGGGAGGACACCACUUCCUGAUACCUCGCCCUACACUCCUCCGCAGACGACUCCUGCAAUCCAGGGCCGCUCAGGCCCAUCGCCCAUUAUUCGGGCUGCGCGAUCCCUGUUCUGGGCCUCGCUCUUCUCGACCCUCGGUCUUGUUGCGGGAACAGCCUUAAUUACUUGGGAAUACUUGCAACCGCCUUUCGAACCAGGAUCGCCGGAGGAUCAAGAGUUAUUCGAGGAGAUUGUAGAUACAUUGGAUAGCCAUCCACUCGUUGAGUCACUCAGAGAAGAGAAAUGGAUCGAGGAUCCUAACUACAAUGAUCACCUGGUUCGUACAGGCAAAGGUCUUCACCUUGUCUCGGAAAAGCUUGCGGGGACUCAAGGUAUCACCAUGAGAGCUUUCCGACAUCCUUCGCAAGAAUACACAAUGAUGGUGUUCUUCCUCGGGUUUGGCAUAGAAGGCUGGCCGGACGUGAUCCAUGGUGGCAUCAUCACAACCUUGCUUCAAGAAGGUAUAGAUCAACACAUCCAGAACUUUUACUCCAAGGAUGGAAAGCUACAAGGACAGGUGAUCAGCAUUGACUUCAGGAAGCCGGUCCGACCGGGAGAUAUCUAUGCGAUUCUCAUACCUCCCGGCGUAUCUGAUAGCCCGAAUCCUCCGCAGCAGAAACGCGUCCAGCUGGUUUCAAUCCUGAUGCACAUAGAAGGAGCUCCCCGAGUUCAGACAAUCUAUGAUGCUGUAUCCCAGAAACAAGAACAUACAAUCCAGGUACCAUCUUCCAAAGGCGAUGAUAUCCAACACGCGAUUGCCACCGUACAGUUAAGACUU